This is a messenger RNA of Solanum pennellii, 1292 nucleotides long. Its product is annotated as putative F-box protein At1g32420. The transcript has a single exon. Lineage: Eukaryota; Viridiplantae; Streptophyta; Magnoliopsida; Solanales; Solanaceae. Bases 32 to 1108 code for a protein of 358 amino acids. The record is from RefSeq and is a predicted model, not a curated record. Gene Ontology annotation, molecular function: protein binding.
CUUACUAUCAUCAAAUCACAAUCAAAUAUUCAUGGAAGAGUGCAACUAUAUAUUCGCAUGUCUCCCAGACAAACUCAUCGGUGAAAUUCUGAAAAAACUUCCUGCUAAGUCUCUAAUGAAGUUUAAGUGCGUUUCUAAAUCCUUUAACUCCCUUAUAUCAGAUCCUUCAUUCAUUGAAUCACAUCAAAAAAGUUACAUGACUGAAUUCUUCAUAAAUCGUCUAAGAAUGGAAUAUUAUAGAUUAUCAAAAACUGAUGAAGACCUAUCUACUUGUCCCCUUGAAUACUUAGAUCAAUCAUGUUUUCGAAAUCUUAAAUACAUGCAAUCAACCAAUGGCCUAGUUUGUCUAUGGAACAAUCAUGGAGAUAUUGCUAUUUGCAAUCCUUUUAUAAAACAACACAUCUUUCUUCCUCGUCAACAACAUUACAGCAGGACGAUUUACGCCAUUGGUUUUGAUCCUACCACCAAAACACAUAAAGUAUUUAAGGAAGAAAUAAUCUUUGAAAGUGGUAAGGUGAUGUAUUCGAUUUUCACCAUUGGGAUAGAUAAAUCGUGGAGAGAAAUUAAUGGUUGGAUCAAUUUUCGCCCCAUGUUUGAGAAUAGUGUUUGCAUAGACGGAGUUAUUUAUUUCAUAAAUAAUUGCGUACGUAACGUAAUUGCAUUCAGUGUUAGACAUGAAAAAUUUAUUAGAAGGAUUCCAUUCCCUACAAAAGAAUGGCCAUUAAGGUGGUGUGAUUUUACUCCAAUAUUAGUAGAAACAAAGGGACAAGUUGCAAUUUUAGGUCAUGUAUAUUUUGAUUUUGGGAAAAUUGCUUUAUAUAUUCUUAAUGGUACUAGUGAAAUUGAGCCAUGGGUGAAACAUAUAAUUGAGUUACCAUUAGAAUAUAAAAAUAUAACUCGAUCUCUUAGUUUUUUAUCAACCACCAAUCCAAAAGGAGAUAUAUUGUCAAUUCCAGAGACUAAGAAUCCACCAUUGUUCUUAUAUGACGAUGAAAAGAAAGAAUGGAGAAUAGUUGCAAAAAAUAGAAUUUAUGCACAAAGUUUACAUAUUCGAGAUGGGGCUCAAAUUUACCUAAGUCUUGUGGAGAGUAUUUGGCCCUUGAAAUAAUUUCUACGAUGAGUCAAGGAUUUGCUGGGAGUUUCGGAUCAAAGAAGAGGCAGAUCAAAAUAGUUCGUCUAAUUUAAAAUAGGAAGAACUGUAUAGAUUUUAUCAGUUUUUUUUUUAUUUAUGAAGAGAAGUACUUCCUCUGUUCCUAUUUAGUUGUCCACUUUAGAAAAGACACACACAUAAU